AUUAGGGGCUUUAAUAAAAAAAGUAAGCAUAGAGUGGUAAGAGAUUGGAUGAAGCAGGGAAAAUUUGACUUUGGUUGUUUGAUAGAAACAAAAGUAAAAGAAGGAAGAGCUGAACGGAUAGUUAAUUCAGUGUUUAAAGACUGGUCUUUACUCUCAAAUUAUGAAGAUCAUCGAUUAGGCAGGCUAUGGCUAGUGUGGAGGAAUAAUGUAAGGGUCACUCCGCUUUAUAAGACCUCACAGCUCAUCACUUGCUCAAUAUACAUAGAAGGAAGAAAAGAAGAAUUCUUUGUCUCUUUCAUUUAUGCCUCAAACUUUGCUGCUGAAAGGAAAACUCUUUGGAAUGACUUACGAUACCACCAUGAAUCUCCUCUGUUUCAAGAUAAAGCUUGGCUUAUAUGUGGAGAUUUUAAUGAGAUAUUGGAGGGGGAUGAUCAUUCUCUGUAUGAUUCUUCACCAUUUAUACCACCAGGGAUGCGGGAUUUUCAGGACCUAGUGAGACACUGUGAACUUACUGAUUUGAGUUAUCAAGGCCAGAGAUUCACAUGGUGUAAUAAAAGACAUGAGGGAGUAAUAUGUAAAAAGUUGGACAGAGUUUUAGUGAGCAGGAAAUGGACGCAGCAGUACGGGCAAUCGUUUUCAGUUUUUGAACCAGGAGGCUGCUCAGACCACUUGAGAUGUAGAUUUUAUAUAUCUGAAGAGGCGAAGAGGGUAAAACGACCAUUUAAGUUUCUGAAUACAGUGACGACAGAUGCUGGAUACCACAAAGAACUAGAGGAGAGCUGGAAACUAUCCCCUCCACUCUUCCACUCCACGUCCGCAAUUCAUAGGCUAUCUAAGAAAUUGAAAGGGCUGAAACCACAACUAAGGAGGAUGGGAAAACAGGUUGUUGGUGCCAUAUCAAUUCGGACUAAGGAAGCUUACAAGACACUUUGUGACUUGCAGGAAGCGACAAUGUCUGCUCCAUCAACGCAAACUGUUAAUGCGGAGGCUGAUGCAUAUGAAAAGUGGAAGAGACUGUCGGAAAUUGAGGAGGGUUAUUUGAAACAAAAGGCAAAGCUCCAUUGGAUGAACACGGGUGACCAGAAUAAUAAAGCCUUCUACGCAGCAGCAAAAGUCCGGGAAAUUAGAAACAAUAUACGAGAGAUUCAGUGUGAAGAUGGAACAAUUGCAGGGACUCAAGAUAGCAUUAAGGCUGAGGCAGAGAGAUACUUCAAGGAUUUUCUAUCCCUGAAACCUGCAGCUUAUACGGAAUGGUCAAGGGAGGAGCUUGAAAACAUUCUGAAUUUUAAAUGUGAUGAAGACGACAAGCAAAUGCUCACAAAUGAUGUGUCGGAGGAGGAAACGAUUUGAUGGUUUUUGUCGAUGGAAACAAAAAAUCAAUUGAAGGUGCUCUA
Molecule: messenger RNA, 1394 nt
Organism: Arabidopsis arenosa
Lineage: Eukaryota; Viridiplantae; Streptophyta; Magnoliopsida; Brassicales; Brassicaceae
Source: the annotation of a GenBank genome assembly